This is a messenger RNA of Paraglomus brasilianum, 495 nucleotides long. Lineage: Eukaryota; Fungi; Glomeromycota; Glomeromycetes; Paraglomerales; Paraglomeraceae. The record is from the annotation of a GenBank genome assembly.
AUGAAACGCAAGAUAUGUUCCGAAUGUAUAAAUCAAUCUAUUGCCCUGAAUGAUCUAGAAAAGUCGGUCGACAAGUUGUGUAAGCUGGUAUCAGAUUUUGUUAAUGACGAGAAAACGAUAACCGAAAAUGACAAUAUUAAAAGGCAAACGUUGUCACAGCUGACCUUAACACAUCUUCAAAAAAGGAUUAACGAUGAAUUACUUACAGUCAAACUGUUUGAAGCACCCCACAAACGUUGUGAGACAGAAACGACGCCGAUUGAAAAUCUAUCACGGUUAACAAUCAAAGAUGAGACAAAGGCCCAGAAAAGCUGCCGUGAUUGUGUGAAGCAGUGUACUUUGGACGCCGUCAAAAAAUCACUCGACAAGUUGUGCGAGACACUCAAUGAAACGCAUAACAAUAAAAGAAUUGUUGAAAAACGAGAGAUAUCUCACUUGAGCACUAAAGACUUGAAUGGCUUUGUCUUGUUAUGCAUGGACAAAUUCCGUCGUUGA